AAAUGCGAAAUUUUGAAAAUUCGAGAAUAAUUAUACUCUUAGUAUCGUUUUAAUAAAUCUUACAAUUUAAAUGAGUUAAGGAAAAAGCUUUUAAACUUAAGAAAAAAUUGGAUUAAAUAAUAAAAAAUGUUUUACGCUCAUAUCGUACUGGCAAAGAAAGGCCCCCUUGGUCGGAUAUGGCUUGCAGCGCAUUGGGACAAGAAACUGACCAAGGCCCAUGUCUUUGAAACAAACAUUGAACAAUCUGUAGAUGGAAUUAUGCAGCCAAAAGUAAAGUUAGCUCUUAGGACGUCUGGUCAUCUUCUUCUAGGGGUUGCUCGCAUCCAUUCAAGAAAAGCAAAAUAUCUUCUAGCUGAUUGUAAUGAAGCUUUUGUUAAAAUCAAGAUGGCAUUUCGCCCAGGAAUGGUCGAUUUACCUGAAGAACAUCGUGAAGCUGCUGUCAACGCAAUCACAUUACCAGAAGUAUUUCACGAUUUCGAUACUGCUUUACCUGAAUUAAAUGAUGUGGAUAUUGAAGCCCAAUUUUCAAUCAAUCAAUCAAGAGCAGAUGAAAUUACAAUGCGAGAAGAUUAUGGUUCACUUCCAAUGACAAUGCAUGACGAUGGAUUUGGUGAAAUUGGUUUUGAUGGUCCGGAACUUGUCCGUGAUGAAAUGAAUCCUUCAAUAGAAGAUGACUUGUUUUCGGAUCCAAUCCACAAGGGACCUGAUCUUGAUCAUUCGAAAGAAGCUGGAACAUCACGAUCAAUGCUAGGUGGAAUUGAUUCUCAUCCACUUGAUGACGACUUUGGAGAUGAUUUUGGAGAAGGUUCGGGAUUAUUUGGAGAUGAUAUUUUUGCAGAUCCACCAGCAACUAUGGAGCCACCACCACCAAAUGCUGGAAAUAUGACUUCGCGAACCGAUGACGAUUCUGAUGACGAUGGAGGACAUUUCGAUGGUGGAGCUUCGCCAGCUUUAUCAAGCACAAGUUCACGACCACCUUCGACACUUCCACCUCAAGCUAUGAAUCAAUUUCAUCCCGAUGGACAAGAGAACUUCAUGAACGCAUUGAAUCAACAGCCGAGUACAAGCAAAGGCCUUCUUGGCGAUCAUGAUGACGCCGCUGACAAAACAACAUUGGUAAAUAACGAAGAAGAAUCAUUUGCAUUAGCACCAAUUGACGCGACAGCUUUGAAAGGCAUCACAAAGACAAAACGUAAGAGAAAAUUGAUUAUCGAUGAAGUGAAAAACAUUUCAGGAGAAGAAAUGAAAGCUCAGCUAGCGAACACUGCAGACAUCAUCACGUCACUAGAUCUUGCUCCACCUACAAAGAAACUCAUGAAUUGGAAAGAAACUGGUGGCGUUGAAAAGCUUUUCGCACUUCCAUCACGUUUCCUUCCCGCUCGAGCCCUUUCAAAGUUGUAUCAAAUUAAUCUCGUGUCAAACACGGGAAUCAUUGAAGAUUUUUCAAUAUUGGGACCUGCAGAUUUAUUAGCAUUAGAACAGCAUGUACUUGAACCAGUUCCAGAUUCACCGACCAAACGUGGAAGGAAGCGAAAGAAUCAAGAACAUGACGACGCAGAACUUGCAAUACCAGAAGUCAUUCGAGAUGUCAGUGAGUUGUCAGCACAAACAAUUGCACCUGUUGAGCUAAAAGGAGAUCUGGGAUUAGACACAGCACCGGUGUUUGGUGUAAUGGGACCUCCAGCAACACCAAGCAUGGGUCAAUUAGCUUCACCAAGACAAUCCAUUCACAGCAUUCCAAUGACUCCUGGAAAUUUAACUCAUGGAAGUAUGACGCCGUCAGGCUUUCAUCACGGUCUCGAUGAGAACAAUCCUAUGCUAAGUGAUCCAGCGUUGAGCAAUCUCGACUCAAUACCCAAUCUAAAUGCUGAAACUGUGAGUUCGAUUCUUGAUGGAGCUGAAGGAAUGGAUCAGCAUUUUGCCAAUAUGGGCUACGAUGCUCAAGCAUCACCAAGUGGUGGAAUUUCUGAAAGAAUUGCUAAUGAUUGGAAUGAUUAUGACUAUCCUGCAUCAGUUGGACAAUCAGGAGAAGAACAGAUGAUUGAUGAAUCGAUAGAACAAUUUGAAGAGCGUGUGUUGAACAAGCGAGCGGCACAACUUUUUGUGACUGUCAGAGCGAAACUACAGAAGCAAGAUAAAAUUUAUUUAACGGAUAUGACGUAUAGAAAUACAAAGAAACAGGCGGCACAGAAAUUUUAUUCGCUUCUUGUGCUGAAAAAGUUUCAAAUGUUAGAAAUUGAGCAAGAGCAUCCAUUCGCUGAAAUUGUUUGUUCGCGUGGUGAUGCUUUUGAUGACAACAAAGCGAUUUAAGUAAAGAAAAAUUGAUCAACAUGAAGAGAUUGAUAUCAAAUUGUAUGUAAGAAAGAAAAAGUUUUAAAAAGCUGACGAUCAUUUCUCAUCGAUGUUAGAUGAUAUAAUGAGAUAAAUAUGUGUACAAAGAUUCAGUUUUCCUUAUUUUUUUCAACAUUUCGUCACUAAAAGCUAAGAUAAUGAUCUGACUAGAAACGAAAUCGAAAUUACGUUCAUGAUUUGAUUCUUAAUUUAAAAAAUCUCUUUCGGUUCAUUUUUUUGUAUUAUCACUGAUAUCUGUGAUGAAACAUUUUAAGUAUCUUUUCGUUUGUCAAGACAUUUCUCAGUAAUUUUACAUAUUGUGAAUAAUUUCAUUAUGAUUGCAAUUUAUAAAAAUGAGAAAGUCUUUCAUUACUUUCAACUUUUUUAACAAUUUACUUACAACAAACACCUAAAAUUUCUGAAUAAUUUGCAAAUUUAAAUCAACCGUUCUUAAUCUAUAUUCCAUGUAUCAAAACAAAUCAUUUUAGAUUUAUUAUCAGAUAAGAGA
Messenger RNA from Clunio marinus, 2839 nucleotides. The record is from the annotation of a GenBank genome assembly. NCBI's taxonomy places the organism in Eukaryota, Metazoa, Arthropoda, Insecta, Diptera, Chironomidae.